Molecule: messenger RNA, 1188 nt
Organism: Necator americanus (New World hookworm)
Lineage: Eukaryota; Metazoa; Nematoda; Chromadorea; Rhabditida; Ancylostomatidae
Exons: 10
Coding region: 1-1188 (395 amino acids)
Biological process (GO): G protein-coupled receptor signaling pathway
Cellular component (GO): neuron projection; plasma membrane
Molecular function (GO): neuropeptide Y receptor activity; neuropeptide binding
Source: RefSeq, a predicted model, not a curated record
AUGCGACCAAAUUCUUCUGGUGAAUGGACGGUCGUUGAGUGUGAAUGGUUCGAUCAUGUGAAAUCUAUGCAGAACAAUAUAUUCUGGAAGACUCAGCUGGAAGGUUCGCCGAUCGUAUUUCUCUAUGGAAUCGUGUGCACUUUUGGGGCGUUGGCGAACUUGCUUGUGCUGUUCGCCUUUAUUCGCGCGUCAAACUUGCGGAAUUUGAGAAACAGUUUCAUCGUAAACCUGGCAUUCUCGGACCUUCUCCUGUGCGUAGUCACUGCUCCAGUGACACUCUAUCUUAGCGCUAAUUUGUUCUGGCCUUUUGGGAAUCUGUCCUGCAAAGUGCUUGCAUCCGUGCAAGCGGUGAACACCUUUGUCUCGUCGCUAACGCUUGCCCUGAUUGCUAUGGAUCGCGUGUUGCUGACGACAUGUCCUGUGAAAUGGCGUCUAGCAGCGACAGCACCAAUAGUCUGCUACUGUAUAGUAUGGAUAGUGUCGAUAGUCGUUGCGCUACCGUACUCGCUUACUGUAAGAUCCAAAAAAAUCGACACUUUUGGGCCGUGGAACGACAUUCAGACUCCUGCUAUGUUGAGCAUUUGUGGUCGCUCCUAUCCAGAAAUUUGUGUGGAAAUGCAGGACACAUGGGAUCGGGCUUACAUCUCGAAGACUACGUUCACAAUUACCGUAUUGGCUAUCCAGUAUUUGCUGCCGCUAUUCGCGCUCGCCUAUGCCUACGUGCAGAUCGGUUCCACCAUUCGACGGCGGUCAAAAGUCAGCCGAACGAUCGAUCAGGCACGACGUAUGAGCAUGCAGAGCAGGAACAGACGUGCUUUGUUGCUCCUGAUGAUACUAGUUUUGACCUACGCAAUUUGCUGGGCACCAAUGAACAUCCACAAUGUAUUAAACGGAUUCGAAGUGAUCUCGUAUUCACAGUAUAGGUAUCUGUUCUGCCAUCUUGUCGGCAUCUCUUCAGCAUGCGUGAAUCCGAUCACUUAUGCAUUAGUGAAUGAAUCGUUUCGCAACGCACUUCAUCACAUGUUUUUAUCGUAUCGGCCGUGCUACGUCACAUCCGGGGACUCGACCAACUCAUACAUUACAAACAGCAAACCAACCAAGGUCACGAUACGUGACCCAUAUUCGACAAAACUUGACUUUCCUGCUAAGGUGGACGAACUGGAGCCUUUAGAAAAUUCGACGCUAUGA